CGACUACAAACAGCAGCACUCUUCGAUCGCGUUUCUCGUCAUUCAUACUUGUGCUUUCGUGUUUUCCUGUGGUUUUUCGGGUUUUUCACUUUUCUGUGGUAUUUAAACCAGUCGAAUAGCAGGAAAUUAAGUCAGUAUAUUGUCGAAGGUCAAGUGCUACUGUCAUGGAUGUUCAGAAUCUUCCGUACACCUCGGAAUACGCGAAAAGCGGCCGAGCCGGGUGUAAACUUUGUAAAAACAAAAUCGACAAAGAUGAGCUUCGCCUCGGGGCUAUGGUCCAGUCGGCUUUUCAUGAUGGAAAACAGGCGCAAUGGUACCAUCAAAAUUGCUUCUUUCAGAAGCUUCGUCCAACUACCGAAGGAGACAUUGCACACUUUGAGGGGCUUCGGUAUGAGGAUCAGCAACAAAUUCGAGAAAAAAUUGCUGCAUUAGUGAGUGGAGUUGUGGCCCCGCCUACGGGGAAAGGCAAAGGAAAAAAGCGUACGGCGGAACAGAGUAUGGCCCUUAAAGAUUUUGGGGUUGAAUAUGCCGCUUCCGGAAGAGCUCUAUGCCGCGGGUGCGAGAUAAAGAUUCUGAAGGAUGAGAUUCGUAUCAAAAAGAUUGACUAUACAACGGAAGUCGGCAUGAAAUACGGAGGACAACCACUUUGGCACCACGCAGAAUGCUUUGCCAAGUUGCGGUCAGAGCUGGGUUACUUUGACAAAGGCGAAUCGUUGCCGGGUUUCACUGGUUUGAAGAAGGAGGACAAAGAGACAGUGAAAAAAUUGCUCCCGGCGAUCAAACAGGAAGAAAUCCCGGAGAAAAAGAUGAAGUGUGAACCAAAAGACGAAGCAGAUUCGGCUCAAGAGAUAAUUGAUGAAAAGCUCUAUGCAGAGCAACAAAAAGCAUUCUUCAAGAUUCGCGACAAAAUAAAGGACCUUGAUGUUAAGAAAAAUGAUCUGAUCAGUAUACUGAAUCGUAACAAACAAGCGGUUCCAGAAGGAUAUGACGCUUGUCUGGAGCGUGUUUGUGAUAUACUAACAUUCGGAACGCUACAACCCUGUCCGAAGUGUAAGGGUCAAUAUGUGUUGCAAAAAUCCGCAUACAUGUGCGAGGGAAAUUUGACUGAAUGGGUAAAAUGCUUGAACUCGGACAAAAAACCACCCCGUGUCCCGACGAAAAUACCAUCUGAUAUAAAGAAAGCUUACUCAUUUUUGGGCAAAUAUAAAUCUGUCGUCAGUGAAAGAGUUAUAAAAUAUGUUCCGCCGAGUUUGAGCACCACGAUGAAGAAGGUUAAGAAAGAAGAGCAGCUCGAGCCAAAAAUUAAGCGUGAGAAACCAGCGUUGUAUAAUCUUCAGUUUGUCAUUCUCGGCAAGACUGCCACAUCGAAGGAUCUGCUCAAGGAGAAGAUUCAGAAGCUGGGCGGAAAAGUGUCAACUAAAAUAACAAGCACUAUUGCGGCCAUCAUCUCGACUCAGGAUGAGGUUGAGCGCAUGGGAAGUCGCAUGCAGGAAGCGAAGGAAAUGCAAAUCCAGGUCGUCCCGGAGGAUUUCCUAGAAGAUGCCGCCAACGGUGGUGCUUUGUCGUUCAUAACGAGCAAGUCAAUCUGUGACUGGGGAUCUGAUCCACAUAGUCGUAUACCCCAGGACGAAGAAAAGUCCAAAUCGAAGAAGAGCAUUUACACCAAAUCGAUGCCGUCGAAGAUGACGCUGAAGUUGAAGGGAGGAUUAGCUGUCGAUCCCGAUUCUGGACUCGACGACGUAGCGCACGUGUACAAAACGGACAAGGAGAUUUACAACUGUGUGAUGAACAAGGUCGACAUACAAACGGACAAGAAUUCGUUUUUCAAGAUGCAAGUGCUGAAGGCGGAUAAGGGCGGCAAGUAUUGGUUCUUCCGCGCUUGGGGACGUAUUGGAACGACCAUCGGAGGAAAUAAGUUGGAGAAGUGCAGCACUGCAAUUGAUGCAAUCAAUUCGUUCAAAUAUCACUUCGAAGAAAAGUCGGGCAACCCGUGGGAAUCGCAGCUUGAGGGUACUUUCUGUAAGCGUCCCGGUUUAUAUUAUCCAGUGGAUAUUGACUAUGGUGACGAGAAAACGAAAAAGCUUGCGGAGAAUACCAGUAAUAUCAAAUCCAAGCUGGAACCGGCAGUGCAGGACUUGGUGCGCAUGUUGUUCGACGUUGACACCAUGAAGAAGGUAAUGUUGGAGUUUGAACUUGAUAUGGAAAAGAUGCCCCUUGGAAAGCUGUCCCAGAAGCAACUGCUUGCAGCAAUGAAAGUGCUAACAGAGCUAUCCGAUCUGAUUGUCAACGGUGGUAGCAAUCCGUUGUUCAUUGAUGCAUCGAAUCGCUUCUAUUCGUUAAUUCCACACAAUUUCGGAGUAGAAACGCCGACUGUUCUUGACACUGUUGAACAGGUCAAGGAAAAACAAGCCAUGCUGGACAGCUUGAUGGAGAUCGAGAUUGCGUACAGUUUACUCAAUGCAGAAACGGAUGAAAAUAUGAAUCCGUUGGAUGCACACUACGAGCAACUGAAGACGGAGAUGGAAACGUUGAAACGGGAAUCUGAAGAGUUCAAAAUGCUUGAGAAAUACGUGAAGAAUACUCACGCGGAAACGCACACAGCGUACGAAUUAGAAAUCGAGGAAAUUUUCAAAAUCAAACGCAAAGGCGAAGAUCGUCGUUACAAACCUUUCAGAAAAUUACACAAUCGCAAGCUUUUGUGGCACGGUUCGCGAACUACCAACUUUGUUGGUAUCUUAUCCCAUGGUCUCAAGAUUGCACCACCCGAAGCUCCAGUAACGGGCUAUAUGUUUGGUAAAGGUAUUUACUUCGCUGAUAUGGUUUCCAAAUCGGCAAAUUAUUGCUGCACCAGUCCUUCGAACUCAACGGGUCUCAUGUUGCUGUGUGAAGUUGCUCUGGGAGAUAUGGUGGAGUACCAACAGGCUCAUUACGUUACCAAAUUGCCCGCUGAUAAGCAUAGCACCAAAGGUGUGGGCCGCACCUGUCCCGAUCCAAACGAGGUCUUCGUGCGUCCCGACGGCGUUGAGAUUCCCCUGGGCAAAGGCAUCGUAUCGGAUCCGAAGUUGAAGUCUUCACUAUUGUACAACGAAUACAUUGUUUACGACGUGGCUCAAGUCAAUUGCCAGUACAUGUUCAGAAUGAACUUCAAGUAUAAAUAUUGAAUGAUUUAGGUGCAGUACAAGUUGCAUUGCAGCAACAUCAUUCCUAAGUAUUUCUGAAACAGAAAAAAUACUGAUAUAUGUUAUCCUCACUGUUUACGUUUUUGCUUUGAUCGUUUUCACUAUGCUCAGGUUGAUUUUUACUUAUACCAAUUAAAAUACGCUUCAGGCGAUAUAUUUCA
Molecule: messenger RNA, 3340 nt
Organism: Toxorhynchites rutilus septentrionalis
Lineage: Eukaryota; Metazoa; Arthropoda; Insecta; Diptera; Culicidae
Gene: Parp1
Product: poly [ADP-ribose] polymerase
Exons: 5
Coding region: 165-3161 (998 amino acids)
Cellular component (GO): nucleus
Molecular function (GO): NAD+ poly-ADP-ribosyltransferase activity; zinc ion binding; NAD binding
Source: RefSeq, a predicted model, not a curated record